AUGAAUAUUCACAUUUGGAACUUUGCGUGCUUCUUGUGUUUACUAUUCAGUUGCAAUUUCAAUUUUAUUUCUCCAAACAGAAACUCGAAAUUCGCGACUGCAGAUUUCCUUCAUAUUGUUCCUCAACAAUCAGUUCUUAGUGAUAUUAAAUCUCAUGCUUUGUAUCUGACAAUCCACUUAAAUUCCAAAGCAUCGCGAGAAUGUUUGAGAUCCAUUAAAAGAAUCGAGAAGUAUGUUAGUCAGAUUUGUUCACGUCACAUGUGUGGGAGAUACAACGAGAUUCUAUACGGUGUCGGUUUCGGAAUCGACUAUUUCAGAAAAAUCAGUCCUGGUUUUCGACUCAGGGGUAUCAAAAACUACGAAUAUCGAGAAAGAUCUGGAAAGUUUGGUAAACUUCCCAAAACAGGUGGUGAUAUAUUUGUCCAUGCAAAGUGUAAUGAUCAUGGCAUGUUGUUUGAUUUGGCAAAAUCCAUCAUUCAGAAUAUGCCGCCUGGAUGUGUGGAUAAAUUUGAAGAUAUUUACGGUUGGAUGUAUCACGAUGAGCGUGAUUUGAGUGGAUUCGUUGAUGGUACAGCGAACCCCAAGUGUUUGGACGAACGAGCUGAGGUAGCGAUCAACAAACCAACUGGUGGAAGUUACGCUCUUGUUCAGAAAUGGAUUCACAAUAUGAGUUUGCUUCAUGAGACAGCUGAUAAGACAAAAGAAUAUUGGAUUGGUCGAACUAUAAAAGAUAGCUAUGAGUUGAUAAGAAAACCGGAUACAUCACAUGUUGCCAGAAUGGUUGGAUCUGAGAAAUUUGAAGCUAAAAAGAAAUAUGAAAUUGUUCGACAAUCUCAACCAUAUGGAACUCUGUCUGGAGAUGCUGGUCUAUUAUUCAUAGCAUACGCUGCAGACACAAAGAAUUUCGAUUUCAUGCUAGAUCGAAUGACUGGUGAUAGUGAUGACAAGAAAAAUGAUUAUAUAAUGAUAUUCAGUCGAUGUGUUACAGGAAAUUAUUGGUAUUUUCCUGGUUUGCUUGAGUUUAAUCUUUUAGUCCGUUAUUGA
This is a messenger RNA of Schistosoma rodhaini, 1044 nucleotides long. NCBI's taxonomy places the organism in Eukaryota, Metazoa, Platyhelminthes, Trematoda, Strigeidida, Schistosomatidae. The record is from the annotation of a GenBank genome assembly.